This is a messenger RNA of Epinephelus fuscoguttatus (brown-marbled grouper), 2933 nucleotides long. RefSeq names its product putative gonadotropin-releasing hormone II receptor. The transcript is spliced from 3 exons. Gene Ontology annotation, molecular function: peptide binding; gonadotropin-releasing hormone receptor activity. Gene Ontology annotation, cellular component: membrane. Bases 1466 to 2743 code for a protein of 425 amino acids. The record is from RefSeq and is a predicted model, not a curated record. NCBI's taxonomy places the organism in Eukaryota, Metazoa, Chordata, Actinopteri, Perciformes, Serranidae. Gene Ontology annotation, biological process: G protein-coupled receptor signaling pathway.
UAUGUUGUUGUAAUUCUCAACAGCAUACACCAUUUGUAAAUUGUAGCUGCAUAUUAGCAUGACGACAUGCACUCAAGGAAAACAUGGGCUUGUGAGGUUUGUACAAUGUAAUAAUAGCCAAAUACAUUGUUUUCACACUAUGUUCCUCACAGUUUGUGAGCAUUAUAUCUCCACCUCACUGAUUUGCAGUGUGAAUGACAUGUCUAUAUAUGCAUAUUACUUCCUCUUCAUGAGAUGUAUCAGAGAGAUGUGUCAUAACCUCUGCCUAGGAGGUUGUUUUCUGUUUGAUGUGUUUAUCCUUAUUGGUUUAUUUGUCUGUUUGUCAGCAAGAUUACAGAUAAACUAAUGGCCUGAUUUUCAUGAACUUGGUCCAUUUUGUAGUGGAUCUGAAUCGUGAUACACACAUUUACUUUCGCUGGCAUUGUGAGACAGGGCAUGGUCUUGCCAUACAUCCUAAAAUCCUGUAGAUUGUAAAGUUCAGGGGUGAUACAACAUAGCCAAUAUUGUAGAAAUGCAAUGACUCCAUAUCACAAUCCACACUCAUGUGUACCAGUAAUCCUCUGGGGUUGCCUACACCAACUCACUCAAACGUCAUACAGAGAGCAGUCGUUACAUAGCACUCAGGGACAUUGAUUUUUUGAUGGCGAAGGCAUAACCUGCCCUAUUUUGCCUUACUCUGAUUGGCUUACUGCGAUAUUCUUACCCUAACCCUGACCAGUCUCACCCCUCAUGCUGAAACCUAAACAAACCAACGAAGGAAGGCAACGAGUAGAAAAAAAUUUGGCCUCAGGGAUGCAAUAUUGUUUUCCUAGGAUGGCGAAGUCAUUACUGUCCCUACUCUGGCUCUGAUUGGCAAGCUAAUCCUGAUAUUCUUCAGGAUUCUUCAAGUACAGUUUUAACACCAUGUAUUUAAAUACUAAUAUCAAUAAAUACAUUUAUAUAUACACAUUAUACUGGUUUGUGUAAUAGUUAUUCUCUAUUACACAAAUAAAUGAAUAAAUUGUCUUCCUUGUGAACAUAGUUUUUCAUAACAACUGUUUUUGAUGACAAAGUGCCCUGCAUGUUUUUAUUUCAGUCUAAACAUCUGAUAUUUGUAAAUAUGUGCAUAAUAAUGUGUUAAGUAUGUGAAAUAUUUAAUUUAGAAGUACAUAAAUGCACAGCUGAAGUGAUGAGACUUCAGUGAGGCACAACCUUUACAUAUUUCUAAUAGUUUUGUAGUGGGUGAGCCUGCAGAUGUGCAUAUCGUAGAAGACUGGACUACCGGCCUUGGCAGAGGUCUGUGCUCUCUGAGCGCCUCUUUACAGUUCAUUCAUGAGUUGUUUGUGUUUAUUCUGUAACACAAAGGUGUUUGGAUGACCUUCACCCACUUAAUGGCCCCUGACUCAUUCAUCUCCAUCAUCUCAUCCCCAGCACUGAUCUUCAUGGUGAAUGAGCAGAAUGUUGCUUCCUCUGCGAGCCUCAGAAAAUGAACGCCACUCUGUGUGACUCUACAGUGACCAUGCAUCACCUGACAACAGACCACCAACUUAACGCCAGCUGCAACUGCUCCCCGCUCUCCUCCAACUGGACAGUGGUGGAUGAAGCCCCGCAGCUGCCCACGUUCACCACAGCAGCCAAAGUCAGAGUGAUUAUUACCUGCAUCCUCUGCGGCAUAUCGGCCUUUUGCAACCUGGCUGUGCUAUGGGCGGCGCACAGCGAUGGGAAACGCAAAUCCCACGUCAGGGUGCUGAUAAUUAACCUGACGGUGGCCGAUCUGCUGGUGACCUUCAUCGUGAUGCCUGUGGAUGCUGUGUGGAACAUCACGGUCCAGUGGCUCGCGGGGGACUUUGCCUGCAGGCUGCUGAUGUUUCUGAAGCUGCAGGCGAUGUACUCCUGUGCCUUUGUCACCAUGGUGAUCAGCCUGGAUAGGCAGUCAGCCAUCCUCAACCCUCUGGCUAUCAGUAAAGCCAGAAAGAGGAACAGGGUUAUGCUGACCGUGGCGUGGGGCAUGAGUGUCCUGUUGUCUGUCCCUCAGCUGUUCCUGUUCCACAAUGUGACCAUCAUCCAUCCUGAGGACUUCACUCAGUGCACCACACGUGGAAGUUUUGUCACUCACUGGCAUGAAACAGCCUACAACAUGUUCACGUUCUCCUGCCUGUUCCUGCUGCCUCUGGUCAUCAUGAUCACCUGCUACACCAGGAUCUUCUGUGAGAUUUCCAAACGACUGAAAAAGGACAACUUGCGUUCCAAUGAAGUGCAUUUGCGGUGUUCGAAGAACAACAUCCCCAGAGCCCGGAUGAGAACUCUAAAAAUGAGUAUUGUGAUUGUCUCGUCUUUCAUCAUCUGCUGGACUCCAUAUUACCUCCUGGGCCUGUGGUAUUGGUUCUUCCCCAGCGACCUGGAGGGGAAGGUCUCCCACUCACUGACCCACAUCCUGUUCAUCUUUGGGCUCCUCAACGCCUGCCUGGACCCAGUCAUCUACGGCCUGUUCACCAUUCACUUCCGAAAGGGGCUGCGGAGGUUUUACUGCAAUGCCACUGUGGCGUCUGAUCUGGACAACACGGUUUUAACUGGAUCUUUCACUUGUGCUGCCAAUUCUUUGCCAAUGAAAAGAGAGCUAAGCCGUGCCAGCCAGGAGAGGUUCAUCCUGUGUGGUGAUAACCACAGCAAAGCAGAGUCCAUGUCACCAAGGAGCAGCUUUUUAACAGCAGGCAACGAUAUAGAGAGAGAUCCAUACCAGUCCAGCCCUGAGAGCAUCAUGUGAGGAGAGUAUGUGGUGGAGACUCUCUGACCGUUUCUACUAAUUUAAUUUAUUCAGUGUCUAUCUUGUGUGGGGUCCAGAAUUCCUUGACAUUUCUAUGUCAAUUUGACUAACAUGCCUCUGUAUAAAACGCAAAGGCCAAAAAUCCUAACUGCUGUUGGUUGGAAAACACAGAACUUUGUAUUUUCUUGAA